Messenger RNA from Exophiala viscosa, 1215 nucleotides. Its product is annotated as class II aldolase and Adducin domain-containing protein. Lineage: Eukaryota; Fungi; Ascomycota; Eurotiomycetes; Chaetothyriales; Herpotrichiellaceae. Gene Ontology annotation, cellular component: cytoskeleton. Gene Ontology annotation, molecular function: actin filament binding. The record is from RefSeq and is a predicted model, not a curated record. The coding region runs from base 280 to 1158 and encodes 292 amino acids. The transcript has 3 exons.
ACCCCAAAAGAGCCACAACCGGAGGAAGCCGACCUUCCACCAAUCCUGCCUUAGCCUCUCCUAAGCAUGAAGGCCUGGUCUGCACGAGGGGGUUUUCGGCGGCUGUGUGCUUAAGUUAGUCCGCCGUCUUGAGGGGUAAAACCCAUCUCAGUACGCCCAGAUAUGAUCCGUUCGAGACGGCGUAUAUCUUCAAUCGUCCUUUAAAUUAUAAACUGAAGGGUGUUCUUAUCGCCACAUCUGAGACAGCAACUGAGUGGCAGGGCUAGAUCGCUCCUCACAAUGUCGUCCACUGCAACAGUCACAAUUUCUGCGGGAUCUAACCCGCCUGCCGGUACUCGUCAGUCUAUCCUCAAUACUACAGCCACAUCUUCAUCUGGUCGUCGGCGAUUGCAUUACGUUCCAAAGCCGUCCACCAAAGAAGCAGAACGGAAAUGGCAACUUGAGCAUACGGCCGGCGCCUUCCGCGUCUUCGCGAAACUUGGUUAUGCGGACGGUGGCAGCGGACAUAUCAGCCUUCGAGAUCCCAUCGAACCUGACACAUUCUGGAUCAACCCGUACGGAGUCCAUUUCGGUAUGCUGAAGGUAUCUGACAUGGUUCGAGUCGACGAAGAAGGAAACCGAGUUGGUGGUGGAGAUCAGCCUGUGAAUACUGCGGGCUUCAUCAUCCACAGCCAGAUCCACAAGGCUCGCCCAGACAUCAAUGCGGCGUGCCACAUGCACAGUCCCUACGGGAGGGCCUGGUCAACCUUUGGCAAGCCGAUAGAAAUGUUGAAUCAAGAUUCAUGCAUGUUUUACAAUGAUUUGGCCGUCUACGCAGGCUUCGGCGGCGUGGUGUUCGCAAAGGAAGAAGGUGCACACAUCGCGGCCGCUCUGGGCCCUACCAAGAAGAAUAUCAUCCUGCAGAACCAUGGCAUCUUGACUGCAGGCGGCACUGUCGACGAGGCCGCGGCUUUCUUCAUCGCCCUCGAGCGGGCAUGCCAAAACCAGAUCAUCGUCACUAACAUGAUGUCAUGCAACGAGGUUACAAAGACGUAUGUGGGCGAAGAAGAGGCAGAGUACACAAAAAGGGGAACUGGCACGCCAGAGGUCAUGUACAUGCAGUUUAAGCCCGAGUACGAAUUGAUACUGAAGGAGUCCGGCGGCGAAUUCCUCGAAUGAAGUUCAUUUUCGACGACCUCAUGACCCUUACGUUAGCAUUGAAACACAGAAAUAAAG